GAACGCAGACAAAACGACAGACGAGAAAUACCUUUGUUAUGGAUGUGAAAAUAAGAGAUGGAUAGACCCUCAGUGACAUUUUAUCAACGCACAAUGUCUAAACUGCAGAUUUUAAGUGUUUUUCUGACAGAGAGAUUAACAUUAGUUGCGCAGGAGAUAUUUAAGGCUGUGGAAGACAUAUUUUCAGAGUAUAAUGAGGAGAUUUGUCGCUCUAGACAGGAGAUUGAGCUGCUCAAGAGGAGACUGCAGCAGGCAGGAGUUCAGAUGGACGCUGUAACACAGCUUUGCUCCACUGAGACUCAAGGACAGAAAUACACCCAGACAUUUUCAGAGGAAUGGAGAUCUGAACAUGACUUGAAGGAUACAGCAAUGCAUAUGAUCCUAGAUAUUUGUACAAAGGAGGAGGAGAAUGAAGAGGACAUGCCUGUGUGCGGUGAAUCAGCAUCUUUAUCACCAUGUAUGGACAUUUAUCAUGAUCAGACGCCCAGCAAAGACACUGAAACCCAAGUGAUGGACAGUAGUGAGAAUAAUUUUCCCUUUAUUAACAAAGCAGCUCGAAUUAAGAAUGAGCCUGAGACUAAUACUGAAACAGGUACCACCUGCCAAAUACAGCAGAACAUCACAAAACAAGGUUUGGAUGAUUCAGGGGCCUGUUAUGCUUCCAGUGACGUCAACAAAGUCAAAGUUAGCCACGUUGGCUCCCCCAGACAUGAGACACAAACAUUUAAUCUGCCCCUCAGAAAUCAAGAGAUGUUGACGCAGCAUCGGAUGGAGCUGGCCCAGAUAAGACGAGAGAGGUAUCACAAGAACUUCCUUACAUGAGGACUGUAAAGAAACAGCAACAAAGAUUCCUCAUGAAGAUCUCUCUACAGAAGGCCUAUGAAGUCUGGAAGCUGGAAAAUCCAGAAAAUAAUGUUGCACCCUUUCCUGUUUUCUCAUAGCUUCGACCUUCAUAUGUUCUUCAUCAGCAUUGGAUGGACUUGUUGUCUUGUCUCUGUGAAUAUUGUACUGGAGUUUUACUGAAGCUUUAGAGCCUGAACAGAAUUCUCACUGCUUGUAAUCGUAAUCAAUCAUAAUCGUUAUCCUAAAGUAUUACAAGGACUUCUUUACAAACCUGGUUAAACUAGGUGAAAUUCAGCAUGAAACUCGUUUACUCCAUUCUGUAUAGUGUGUUUCUCUUGGGAUCCUGGAUACUCGCCUGUAUUAAUGUUACUGUGGUGGCUGUAGAUGGAAUGUUGAAGAUGGAAGCCAGUGUUCCAACUCGAAUUAUGUCCUUCCCUGGCAACGACAUACCUUGAACAUAGAUGCUAAAAUAGUUUAUUUAUACUGGCCUGUGACUGAAGAAAAGAACACCUUACUUCAUAAUUCUACUACAAGUGAAGACAACCAACUUCCUAAUAAACAAAAAGGUCUCUAGAUGAAAUUUAAUAACUCAG
Messenger RNA from Sinocyclocheilus rhinocerous, 1436 nucleotides. RefSeq lists its product as uncharacterized. Lineage: Eukaryota; Metazoa; Chordata; Actinopteri; Cypriniformes; Cyprinidae. The record is from RefSeq and is a predicted model, not a curated record. Bases 58 to 822 code for a protein of 254 amino acids. The transcript has 4 exons.